Messenger RNA from Paramacrobiotus metropolitanus, 1314 nucleotides. RefSeq lists its product as uncharacterized. The transcript has 2 exons. Bases 206 to 1087 code for a protein of 293 amino acids. The record is from RefSeq and is a predicted model, not a curated record. Lineage: Eukaryota; Metazoa; Tardigrada; Eutardigrada; Parachela; Macrobiotidae.
AAUCCAGCGUUUCUUGUAAAAAGCAGCUUUUUGGUUCGAUUAUGUGUUUUCUUCACAUAUAACUUGUUGUCGAGUAGACGUUGCAUAUUGUGUAGUUUCGCUCAUUCAGCAACUAAACUUGUUUUCUAUUUCAGUCGCAGUUCUAUGCAUAAGCGCAGCAAUCCCAAAUAUUUUACAGACUUUAUUAUGCAAAAGUUUAAUCCACAUGCGGACGCCGAUAUCGUACAGGGAAUUAGCAUUACAACUGGCCGAUCACCGUCUCACCAUUUUAUACGACUUCUAUACAGCGGUAUUACAGUGUAUCUGUGAAUGUAUUACGAUGUGUGAUGUGCUAUUUGAUCUGGAAAUGAAUCUCGCUGUGCUUUCGCGAAAAAUUGCCCGGGAAAGACAGCCCAAUGCUCUCCGGCAGCUACAACCAAAACCGGCGCCGGUUGGUGCAAAAACCAGCCCGCGCCCGCAAUCCUCAUUACCAGAGGAAAAGGUCAAAGUACCAUCAAGAACGGUUCCAAAGAAGCCUCUGACGAUCCGUAUCACACCACCCGAUGAAGACGACAGGGAAGUGACCGACCUAAUGCAACGCGAUGCUUCAUCAGCAACUCUCAAUCUUCGCCCUAGCUCGACGUUGGCGAUCCCCUGCACGCCCCGCCCCUUAACGCCCAUCCUCAAAGCACCAUCGCCAUCCUUCCGUGAAAUCCCCACAGUCGAUACGGAUGAGGACGAUGAGAAAGCGCUUCACCAAGACCACCUAAAGAAGAAAGUAUCGUUCCCCAGUGAACUGCACCGCUACCGGAAGCCCUCCCACACGGCGGAGACGGAAGAGCGGCAGACCAAUCGCAAUUCCAUCCGCAUUGCCACGCGUAAUCCCUUCAUAUUGGGUGGUUACCGGCAUCGUGCGGGAAGCGUACCGCCGACCAUGGACCGUGCGGGCAGUGAGCCGGUGACCUCACAACGGUCGAAUAGCAUCGAUGAUUCACAUAUUGGACAGACGGGACGGAAUGAGAACAGAUUCCUCGGGGGUAUCAAGAGAGUUUUUCGGGAUCACAAGCAGCAUUCUGUACCUGGUCCUGGUGCUAAGACGCCCCAUUGACAACUAUAACAAAGCGACGGCCCCGAGCGAUGCCGCUCUCUGAAUGGAGGGGACACGCCGAUAACAAGCAAGACUUUGGAAAACAGUGGCCGAUGUUCAUCUUCUAACGGGUAGCCUUGUGACAUACCGGCAUUUUCCUUUGCUGUAAAACCGUUUGUUUGUACAUAACCAUUCUCACGACAAGAGUGUCCGAACUCGGAUCGCAUUAAAUUAUAUAUAUUGUCGAA